AUGGCCAAGGUGGAAUUGAUUAAAGAUCCCCAAGUGUAUUUCGACUAUCUAUCGUCGGAUGAAAUCAAUGUACUCGACGUGAGAUUCGUAAGCGACGAAAUGGUCGAGCUUCGUUACGAGUACAACGAGAAUUUCGUUGAACCCAACGCCAAAACGAACGUAGUCAUCGCCGCCUUUACCACCGCCUAUGCCCGUCUCAAACUCUAUGGGGUGUUGGAUCAACUUCAAGAGCGAGUGUUAUAUUACGACACGGACUCGGUGAUAUUUGUUAGCAAACCCGACGAACCGGAACCUCCGCUAGGUCCUUACCUAGGCCAAUUGACCAACGUAUUGAAAGAAGGACAUAUUACAACCUUCAUUUCGGGCGGACCGAAGAAUUACUGUUACAAGACUAGUACCAACAAGGUCGAGACGAAGAUACGAGGGAUUACCUUGAAUUGUACCGCCAUGCAAAAAGUGAAUUUUGAUGUCAUUCGUUCGCUCGCGUAUCUUCUUGAUGUCAUUCGUUCGCUCGUGUGUCUUCAUGCCAAAUGUAAUGUUACGGGGCAAGUUACCGUGGAUAUACCGUUAAAGAUAACUCGGAACACGAGGACCAAAAACAUUGAAACCAAACGCAUGAGAAAAGACUACAGAAUAGUUUAUGAUAAACGUUUGCUUUAUUGUAGAUGA
Paramuricea clavata is the source of this 669-nucleotide messenger RNA. Lineage: Eukaryota; Metazoa; Cnidaria; Anthozoa; Malacalcyonacea; Plexauridae. The record is from the annotation of a GenBank genome assembly.